This is a messenger RNA of Prorocentrum cordatum, 1002 nucleotides long. The record is from the annotation of a GenBank genome assembly. Lineage: Eukaryota; Dinophyceae; Prorocentrales; Prorocentraceae.
GUCCCGACAUGGUUGAAGUUCGAGUGGGAGCAGUCGGCGGUGCUGGGGCUGCGCUUCUUGGAGUGGGGGCCGACCCGCUCUACAAGUUCCGAGCGGCCCCUACGCCGGCGACCGCGACGGCCGCCCGCGCCGCGGCCUGUGGGCGCCACGGGGCAGCGCCGCCGCCUGGGCAGCUCGUGCCCAACGUUGGCGGGCGCGCUGCGCUUGCGGGGGCCCCCGCAGUGGCCGCGGCCCCCGCUGCGGGAGGCGCUGCCGGUGGGCUGGGCGCUGCUGCUGCUGCUGGUGCUGGAGCACCUGGCGGCGCUGUGGGCGGAGCUGGGGCGCUCUUACCAGCGGCGGGGCUUGGCGGCCUGGUGGCAGCUCUCGGAGGUGGCGGCCCCGCCCCUCCGGCUGGCAUCCUUGCUGCGGCCGCCGGCCCGGGGGUGCUGCUGCCCCCCCCCUGCUGCCGCCGCGCCCGCCGCCCUGGCGGCGCCGGGAGCGGGCGGUGCGCUUGGGGCGGCCGCCCCGGCCGGCGCUGCUGGCAUCGGUUACUUCGACCUCCGCGUCCUGCCGGUGCAGUGCGAUCUGCUCGGCGACAGGCUGCUGCCGUUCGAUCGGGCGGUGCAGUCGUUCCGUGAAGACUUGUUCGCGGACUGGCCUAUCAAGGGCCCUCGCUCGUGCUUUUGGGUCUGCCGGUACAUCGCGCUGAAUGGAGGCUCGCCGACAGGACGGCACGCCCGCUGGAAGCACGAUGCGAAGCUCCAGUCACAGGACCCCUUGGUGUCAGCGCACGAGCGCUGCUGCCGACUGCUCGAGACGAUGGCAUGCUACGACCAGAUCAACCUCCCCAACAGCGCCACCGCUGAAAACCUGGCUCGCUCGCUGCAGGUGCAGGAGGAGCGGUGGCGCGAGCGCGACUCCCACCAGUACUGCGGAGCGUAUAUCAUCCGGCUGGGACGCGCGUGCCCCGAGCUCACGGAGCGGGUGGCGAAAGAGCUCUCGCGCGAGCACGCCUUGCCCAAG